Cylicocyclus nassatus is the source of this 243-nucleotide messenger RNA. The record is from the annotation of a GenBank genome assembly. Lineage: Eukaryota; Metazoa; Nematoda; Chromadorea; Rhabditida; Strongylidae.
AUGCUUGAUCUAUUCCAAGCAGAAACUGCCACUGGUGUUUUGCGAUACGCUACUAAAAGGCUGCAACACUUCUUUGCUUCGACUUCAUGGAGAAAAAAUCUUCCCCUGGAAAUGAAAGCAGAUCGCCGUCUCCUCCCAAACACAAAAGGAACGGUCAAACGCUUAUUCAAUAAAGAAGACAACAUAAUUGAAACGGCCAGAAGCUGGAAGCUGAAUCUAACCAUUAUAUCAAAGAAGUUCUGA